AAGCCGUCAUUUCUAUUUGAAAGCAGGGUUGUUCUCUAGCCGCCAGUUGAUAACGGCGAAGAAGCGGCACAAAAGAGAAAACAAAAAUGCAGGCAGCGUUUGUCGCCGCGUCGUUUUUCUUUUGAUUGGAAAAUACCGAGCGACAUAGAAAUAGAAAGCGUGCAACGUGUGUGUUAAGUGCAGCGCACAGAGCUGGCCUCGACGCGUGGCUUAUCAGUGAAUUAUAAAACAUAAAAUGGCCACAGCAUUUGGGGCGUCAAAGUUCUCGAAGCUGGCAGUGGCGGAGGAGCAGGAGGAAGAGGAGGAGGAGGAUGAUGAUGAUGACGACGAAGAAGAAGAUUCUGCUGAAUCCGGCUCGACAACCUCAUUCAGUCUGCAGGAGUGCAUAAACGAGUUUCGAGCACGCCGCAUUAGACGCGUCUCCACCCAUAGCCGCGACUGCGACAACCACAACAACAACAACAACAACAUGCCAGGUGAGGAGCAGCCCGUACGGACUGCCGUCGAUGCGGACUUAAUCAACCAGAAUCGCUGCAACAAGGCGCAGGAGCGCAAGGGCAAGCCGUGCAAGAAUGGUUUCUGCUACUGCUUCACCAGCGACAGUGGCGAUUGUGCCUCCACAGCGCCGACACGUGAGUCGCACGUGCGCCAGCCCCGUCGCAGCAGGCGUUCCGAAAGCAAUAAGGCGGUCAGUGUGUCCAGGAACCACUUCGACAGUGCGCGACAGCAGACGGGGCGUCGUCACAGUGAACCGCCGCCCAAAGCAAACACCAAACACAGCUCGAACAUUCCGCUGACUGCCGUGAGCAGCAUUUGUGCUGUGGGCGAUGAUGCGCCGCUCAUUCACAUCAUUCAGGAGCUGCGAGACAAUUGUGUGGUGUCCGAGGUGCGCGUGAAUCGACAAAAGCUGCAAGGAACGAGCUGCCAGUCAAGGUCUUCGCCGGUAAAGACAGCCAAAGUGCAAGCCCACGAACCGAUUGCCUACAAACCCACUGCCCCAGCCUUGUCCAUCAUCAGCGAGCAGGAGUCUGCCGUGGAAGAGGAACCACAGACGGCGCGAACGGAGGCAACGAGUAUGCCAUCCGCACGUCCAAGCACACGUUCGCGUCGCAGCUCUGGUGCCGGUGGGCGUCUCCUACAGAAGCGUCUAUCCCAGGGUCUGGUGAAUUUCAAAACACGCGACUCGGAGCAGCCGCCACCGAAGCCACCGCGCCGCAGCUGCCAGAGUCUCGAUGGGAAGUUGUCGCUGUCCUCGCUGGCCUCGACAACGCCCUCAGUGCGUGCGGCUGAGCGUGUGCUGGAUGAGUUCCUGCGCCAGCGAGGCGUGCCAGUGCCCAGCAGCAGCAACAACUCACCCCGCAAGGAGAAGAAGAGCAAGCGCAAGUCCUAUCCGAUGGCCGAAGUGGAGAAACAAACGCGAACCAGCAGGCAGCUGCCUACGUGUCCCUCGUUGAGCGACAUUGAGCGUGUUGUGGAGUCGAAGCGUGGCUCAAACUACGCCAGAAAUAUACAGCAGGCGAGCAGCAAGGGCAAGGACAAACCCACGAAGGAGAUAAUACUAGGCUGGACAGAGCCAAAGAUCAACGAAAUGCUGAACUAUGAGAACAAGCGGCGUUCACACUUCAAGAGCCAAGCACCCUUGGCAGAGCCACAGGUGGCCAUUGGCUGGCAGUUGCCGCAGCCCGUGGUGCCCAAGAUCUCGCUGGACACUGUCGAUGGCAGCAUGUGCGAGAAUCUGGCCUCCAAUAUGGAUCGCAAGCACACGCCCAUCAAAUAUCCGCGUGGCAUCAAGCCAGCGGGCAGCCAAAAGUUCAUUUGGGGCGAGCAGCUGCGCAACUUUUCGCCACUGAAGCCAACCACAAAGCUGCCGACACUGAAGACCAAGUCCAAGAACUUUCUCAACAGCUCCAAGAACAAAAUCUUGCGCUUUGUGUCGCCCAAGAAGACCAACAAUCAGCGGGAGAACCCAACCAGGCGGCCCACACCCACACCCAGACUCUGCACCGUGGGCGUGCAGACAUCCGCAUCGCAGUUGGAUUUGCAGUCGCAGUCCCCGCCGGGCAGCUAUCAUUCACCCAUGCAAUCGACGACAUCCACCAGCCAGCAGCAGCAGCAGCAGCAGCAGCAGCAGCAGCAGCCGGACAAGGAGAGCAGCGAUCAGCCGUACUUUGAUUUCGAUCGGAAGAUCGAGGCUCCCACGCCGCCCAAGAAGUUGCCGCGCGCGAAUCGAGCACGCAAGCUGGACUUCCACACCGAGGAGGAGGCAGUUGCGCCCACCACAUAUCGUUCGUUUCACAAGGAUCUCGACCAGGAUGUGAGCCUCACCAAAAUGGGUUAUUUGCUGAGCAACAUACGGGCCAAGCUGGAGGCCAGCGAUGAGCGCGCCAUGCGCACAUUUCGGGACUGUUCACGCUUUGAGCCACUUGAACGUCAAAAGGAAAGCUUCGAUUGCAUUGACGGGCCGCAUAGCUCGGGCACGACAUCUCUGACCACGUCGCAAUAUCCACGAGAUACAACCUCCGCGGCAACCACGCAAUAUCCACGUGACAGAACAUUUGUGGUGCCUGCGCGACAUCAGCGGGAUCUUGACUGUGAACCCAUCUACUCAGAGAUCGAAGAGGACUGCCUGCGCGUGAGGGGCAGUCCGCAGUACGAGGUGCGAACUGCUGUGCAGCGGCAGGCUUACAGCUCCACGGCAACUGGCAGUGAGUCUACGGCGGUUGGCUCUGACAUGAGUGCGCCUGUGGUUGACUCUGAUUUAAGUGUUCCAGCAGCUGUCUCGGACUCGAGUGCGCCUGUUGAUCUCACUCUACUCUAUGCCAGGGUGCAGAAGACACCCAAAAAGGCGCUGGCCCCGCCGCAGCGUGUGCCUGCCCCGCAGCCCAGUCUGCCCGCCCAGCCCCUGGCAUUGGGGCAGUGUCUGCAGGAGUCGCUCAAGAGUGGCAGCUUCUUCAAGUUCAUGCCGCUGCCCGAUGCGCCCAGCAGCUCCGAGUCCUGCUCCAGCUCAGAGUCCACAAGUCAAGCCACAAAUGCUUCAUCGGUGAUACGCAAGCCAAAGGCCAUGUCGCCACCGCUGCACCAGUCGCUGAACAACAUCAACGAACGGAAUUCGCCGCCCAAGAAGAACAGGAAUCUAUCGCGGUCCGAGCUCUCGUUGCAGCGCAGUCAAAUCUUUCUGGACAACCUCUGCCGCAGCGAGCUGGUGCUUGAUCAGCAGGAGGAGGCCAAGGCGCGGCUGGAGAAGAUUCCAAAUAAUUGCCUUAGAGCCGCUGAGGAUGCUGUGUCCUACGACAUGCCCGAGGGACUCUACGAUGAGUAUGGCCUGGAGGAUGCCAACAGCAGCUUUGCCACCAACGACUAUGGUUCGUGCCAGAUUGAACCACCGCCGCCGCCAUCGCAGAAUCAGAGCACACCCAAAAAGCAAAACCAAAACCAAAACGAAAACCAAAAUCAGCGAUAUACAACUAAGCCACCGAACAACCUCAGCAUCGACAUCAACGAGUCAUCAGCCACAACAGCGCAUCCCUUUGGCCAAAAUCUCAGUCAUAGCUGCCCAACGACACCACAGCAGCCGAGCAAAGCGUCGCCAGUCGCCCACAACAGCAGCGUAAGUCUGGGGCAGCUGGUGCAGUCGCUGCCCAGUCCCACGGACAGUCAGCUGCUGUCGGUGAGCGCUCUGGCACGCUAUCGCCUGCUCAAGGAUGCCCUGCGUCGCUCCUACCGCAAGGGCAAAGAUUUCUUUAUGGCGGAGAAGCAGCGGUUGACGCACAGCCUCAAUAUGUCACGCGAUCAGUCCAACCAGACGGACGGGGAGCUGGACAGCAGCAGCUACUACGCGAGCUUCAAUCUCGACGGCCUGCUCAAUGAAUCGCUCACAACCAGCGAGCAACUGGCGCAGGCUGUCAGCAUUUGCCGCAAACUGCCCGAACUGGAGAUCUCCAAUGAAAUGGUGGAGGCCGAGCGGCUGCUGCUCUUCUCCAGUCUUCGAAAAAAGUCACCCGUGGAGUCGUCGCCCUGCCAGUCCAGCGCUGCGCGGCGACAGUGCAUCCUCAUCGACGGCAUGCAGCUGCCCGUGAGAUCGGAUGCCAGUCAGGACAUGUUCUUCAAUACUCAUUACUUUUGCACCUACGAGUUUGAGGGUCGCAUUUGCUCCACACAAUCGGUGGAGUGCCGGAAUGGCGCCGCGCUGUUCCGUGACUGUGGAUUGGAGUUCUACAGCGCUGGCCCCGUGGAGGCGAUGGAGUUGCGCUGUCAAAUAUUCAUGUUUCGGCUGCGUAAGAUCUCCACGCUGUCGCUGGAUCCAGCUAAGGCACAGAAACGCGGCAACUGCCAGCUGGGCUCAUCCCCAUCCAGCAGCUCUUGCGGCAGCUCGGGCAGUGAGCAGAUUGUUUCGCGCUUUCGACUGCACGCCUCCUUCUGCCUGCGUGCCAUGGAUUUGGCACCCUUUGAGCUCGUAACCAGCGAGUCGCAGUCCAGUGAUCGUUUGUGCCUGCGCAGCUCUCGCUCCUGGCAGCUGCCACUGACGACGCACACAAAAUCCACGAAUCUGUCGGCUGGCAUAACGGUGACGGGCCGUGUGGAGUUGCGUUUGCCCAAGUCCCACUACGCGGGCUACUUGAAUGUGGAGGAGCCACAGCGCAGGCAUCACUGGAAUCGACGCUGGUGCACGCUCGAUGGUAUGGAGAUGUCUGUGUGGCAGCAUGAAGCUGAUCUCAAUGAGCAGCCGCCGCUGUUCUCUCUGAAGCUGCAGCGAUGUACACAGGCUACGAUAACCGUGGCGCCGCGGGAGUUGUGUGCUCGUGCGAGAAGUUUUCUGCUGCAGGAAAGCGAGUCUGAUUUAGGCGGUUUCUGCUUUGCGGCCGACACUCAAGCGGAGCUGGACGAAUGGCUCUUGCAAUUGAACGAGGCGCUGGCAUUUGCCAAGCGUUGGCUGAACAAAGAAUGAGGAGUUGGAUAAGCGGAGUUUGAGUCUUUCUCGUUGGCGUUGACUGAUUUAAGUUUGAAGCACUCGUUGGCUGGCGUUGACUUUACGCAGCUUAUGCAUUUACUAGUUAAUGUUUUUUCCAUGUUUUCUAUUUAUAUUUCGUAGUCACUAAUUGC
Drosophila guanche is the source of this 5100-nucleotide messenger RNA. RefSeq lists its product as uncharacterized. The transcript has 8 exons. The coding region runs from base 236 to 4945 and encodes 1569 amino acids. The record is from RefSeq and is a predicted model, not a curated record. Gene Ontology annotation, biological process: actomyosin contractile ring assembly; septin ring organization; mitotic cytokinesis. Lineage: Eukaryota; Metazoa; Arthropoda; Insecta; Diptera; Drosophilidae. Gene Ontology annotation, cellular component: actomyosin contractile ring.